Stylophora pistillata is the source of this 1241-nucleotide messenger RNA. RefSeq names its product protein bark beetle. Lineage: Eukaryota; Metazoa; Cnidaria; Anthozoa; Scleractinia; Pocilloporidae. Gene Ontology annotation, cellular component: membrane. Gene Ontology annotation, biological process: cell-cell junction maintenance. The record is from RefSeq and is a predicted model, not a curated record.
CUGUCCGCUUGGGUGGAUUAAAAAGGGUCAGACGUGCUACGCUUAUAGAGGUGGGAGUAGGACGCUACAAGAGGCCAAGAAUUAUUGUAAGGUCUAUGGAGGACAUGUGACACCCACCCAUUUAUUAGAGGAUAUGGAACUAAUCAACUUAGUGAUGAAAACAAAAAGACCAGAUGGAAAACCGAAUGCUCCUAUAUGGAUUACAACAGAAGAAAACGAAGAUUGGGAUGAUCUACAUUGCACCGUAGUAACACCUGAUGGACUUCAAACAGUGGUUUCCUGUGACAGUCUCUAUCCCUUUGUCUGCGCGAGGGCUGUGUUGCAGUGCUUUAGCUGUAUCCCUAACACAACCAUGGUGCCACCAUUUCUUUGCGAUAAGCCCACAGACUAUGCUAUGGUGAACUGUCACAAUAGUACAUCAUGUUUGAUCACCACUUUAACGACGUCUACGAACCAACCGAUGCAUAUAAUGACUUGUGGUGAGGUAAUCGCUCCCAACUCUUCAGUUUUGAAUUGUUCGGAGAUGGAGAAAUAUGCGUGUGAAAACGUAAUGUCAACGAUACUAAACAGCUCAGAAGUAAACUCAGUCUCAUGCCGAUCAGUCUGCUGUGAGGAAACCAAGUGUAAUGUUAAGGACUUUGGUGUUACGGACCCACCAGCAACCACUCUUACACCAACUACCGAAGCACCAGUCUCAGCCUUGAAGUGCUUUAGAUGUGCUCCAAACACAACAAUGGUGCCACCAUUUCUAUGCGAUGAUCCCGCAAACUAUACUGUGGAGCUCUGUGAUAAAAGCACAUCGUGUUUGACCACCACUUUAACGACGUCUACAAACGAACCCAUAUAUAUGAUGGCUUGUGGAGAGGCAAUCGCUCCUAACUCUACGGCUUUGAAUUGUUCGGUGAUGGAGAAAUAUGUGUGUGAAAACGAAAUGUCAACGAUGCUAAACAGCUCGGAAGUAAACUCAGCGUCUUGUCGAUCAGUCUGCUGUGAGGAAAACAAGUGUAAUGUUAAGGACCUUGGUGCUACGGACCCACCAGCAACCACUUUUACACCCACCACGGAAGCACCAGCUGGAGUGACCGAGCCUGGCAAACCUCCUGGAAUACGUGCCUUCGAGUCCAAGGUACGUGUACACGAAGUUUGCUUUCCGAACAGGUUGACUUCUGAUUUCUUCAGACAAGAAACUGGAAGCAACAUCUUUUCCACAGUGCUUUCAUAACUUGUUGGCUUCAAUAUAU